CUUGUACACCAGAGCUGUCGAUACCGGGGAAAUGGAGGAUGAAGGGUCGAGCACCAGCUCCUCCUCCACAGCCUGCACCACGCAGGUCACUGAAUGCAGCUCAAAAUCUUCAGGUUGAGCCAGGCCCACAAAGCCCCGGAGACAUGAAAGAAAACCUGUUGCCUAGGACAGUAGAUAUAUUGGUUGUCUUGUCAAAUGGAACAGUAAAAAAGGCUGAAGUGAGUGGAAGCAAGGCAGUGAUGGAUUUACUGAUUGAUUUGUGCAGCCAAUAUCAUUUGAAUCCAGCGCAUCAUAUACUCGAACUGCAAGCCAGAGAGACACAUAAACAACUGGGCUUCAAGCCAAAUACUCCCAUAGGAGUGUUGGAUGUGGAAAAGGUUUUCAUAAAGCAGAAAGUUGUUGAGGAGAAGCCAAGAAGACCCCCACCUGUAGUCCCUGAAAAAACUGUAAGGCUGGUGGUGAAUUUCCUGAGGACGCAAAAGGCUGUGGUGCGUGUCAGUCCGUUUGUGCCUUUGAAGGAUCUGGUACCAGUCAUAUGUGAAAAGUGUGAAUUUGAUUCGGACUAUCUUAUGGUCCUGAGAGAUAGCGUCAAAAGGGAAAAACUGGAUCUUCUAAAAUCAUUGAAUGAUUUAGGAAUUAGGGAAUUAUACGCACUGGAUACCAGCAGAGUUCUUCAGUCUCAAUCUCACUCUGUCCCUUCAACUCUGAAUUACAAAGAGAUGAGUCAGAGUGCUGUAACAAUCGGAGUGCCAGAAAGAGAAGAAAAAGGUCUAUUUGGUUUCUUUAAAAUUGGAAAAAAGAAAACAAAGGGAUCUUCAACAGCUCCGUGCACACCGACGGUCAGUACGCGAUCCACGGUUUUGAAUCCAUCCCUUUCUGCCAGCAAUAUAUCGAAGAUGCCUUCUGUGACAGAUGUAAAGAAACGCAGAGCGCCACCUCCACCACCAGCUCCUCCACAACAAGACACCAUGAUGAGCGUGGCUCAGAGGGCACAAGAGACUGGUGCUGAAUCUCUAAAUUCUGCACAGAAAAAGCGUCGUGCUCCAGCUCCACCAGAUCUCCCAGUACAGAAAACAUUAGAUAGAACAGAAUUUGAUAAGAGCAGUAGCCUUGGUGUUACUGGACGUCAAGUGCCACUUAAGCCUCCAAGAGGCACACAGUCAGUGUUGGGCAAUCAACGUAGCCCUCCCCAGUUAACCAUCCCCCCUCCCCCACCAUACCCACCUUCUCCGACCAUUGAGAUUACCGACCUGCCAGGAAUGUCGCCAAAGUACAAUCUCAGCAGCGAGGUGCCUGAUGAACUGGGUAAAUCAAUGCUUGAAUUGGAGAUGGGAUCAGAACAAGACAGUGGAGUUGCUGAUGAUAUCAUGGAAAUAGAAUCUGGCGACAGAGAAGAAACUGCAUCAGUAAAAAGUAGUAACAGUUUUUAUCAGAAUUGCUCACAGCACUCAACAGCGUCAGAGGACGACCUGUUAAAUGUUGAUUCUGGGACUCCAAGCUCACCAUCUAUAGCUUCCCCAGCUUCUCUCACUGGCAGCCUCAAAUGGAGCCAUGAAACUGAUGUAUAUCAACCCCCGAGUUCCUUGGAUCAGAUAAACAGGACAGAGGAAUGUUCAGCAUGGAGCAUCGAUCUACCUUCUGCUGCCUAUGAAGAACUAAGCUGUGCUGGGAAGCACCACACCAGGCUUCAAAAUGAUUCAAGUGCUGGAUCUAAUAGCAAGAAGGAGGAUGAGAUCUUCAUUGCCGCCCAGAUGCAUCAGACAGUGUCGGGAUUGAAUGCCGAGUUGGAUGAUAUACAGGAGGAGUCAGCCUUGAGAACAUCUUUCUUAUUGCCUGAAGAAACCAAUAAAAAUGUGGUGGCUGAUGUACAAGAUUCUGUCCCAGUGACCAACAUCAGUGAGGCACCCAGCAGUUCCCAUAAAGAAAAUGAGAGGAUUUUACUGGAAAAUGUAACCAUGGCUACCGAAGUAAAAAGAUCAUUAGAUAGUGAACAUGGAACUGUACAAACAAAAUCAAUGCUUGGAGCUUUACCAACUAGGAUUCAGGUGCAGCCACUAUCUGAGGUUUCAUCAGAUCUGUCUUAUUUAAGUGCUGUCAGGUGCACAGACACCCAUAAAAUGCCAAUAAAAACGUCAAGAGAAAACCUGCUGGGAAAGAUCAGCAAUGUUCAAAAUAAGCCAAGUGAGAACAAAAUAAAAAUGCCCUUGCCUGACACCGAUCUGAAGUCUAAAUUGCAGUUUAGAGAGAAUAAUGGGAACAAAGUCCAUGAUACUGUACCUGCAGAGGUUGACCCAUUAACAGUGCAAGCUAAACACGGUGUUCAAUCACUGAGGAAUAGCCAAGCAGAUCGUCAAGAGCAAGUUGAGAAGCCUUCAGCAGCAAUGAUUGCAACAGAAUGCAAAGUCGCUUCAAAUAAAUGGCAAAGAGCUGCCAACAAAAUUGCAAAUCAGUGUGUUCCAAAGGUGGGAAUGAGAACAUUCAAAGUGAUUCCAUCAAAACCAAUUCUAACGCGUCAACAAAGAGAAGGCAAGUCGUUAUCUACAGGUGCUAUUAAGAUAGAUGAUCAAGGCAACUUAGUCUAUGUAAACGACAGUGAAAGCCAACAUGUAGAAACUGCAUCAGUCAGAUCAACCACUGACUCUGAGGAGUCACUGUUGGGGAGAGCAAAGGCAUUCUGGAAUGUGAAAGGUACUGAUAAAGAUAAUCUGCAGACUGCAAACCCAACUACAGCAAUAAACACAACAGGCUCUGUGGCUUGCAACUUACAAAUACAAGAACCAGCAAAGCAACUAACAAAGGUAUCUUCCAAUUCUGGAUUAGUUUCUACACAGCCAACAAUUGUAGAUAGAAAGUCACUUAAAAUCAAUUCACAGUCCACUGAGACAAAACCACCUACGUCAGUUUUACCGGUGAACGUGGCAAAGGCGAGCACACCAGCAAACACAGACUCCAGAGCAGAAAGUAACUUUCUCAAACCUUAUAGAAGAACUUCAAGCCAGUAUGUUGCUUCUGCAAUUUGUAGAUACACAGGCAUGCAAUCCAUUAAAGCUGGGCCUAAUACUCAAUGUGAUCCUGUAUUUGAAAUCAGAGCAGAAGAUAACCAGAAUGUCAGAGAUGGUGUACAGAAGUCUUUCCUGGUGCCUUCACAUUUGGAUUCUAUAGGAAGUCAAGUAAACUCUGGGUCUGCCCUUCCCUCCAAUUGGAGCACUGUAAAUCUCAGAAAAGUGAACAAUCAGAAAAGUGUUUUGCUACCAGAAGCUAAAGCUGUCCCAGAUGAUAAUCUGUCAGUUAAAACUCUGUCAAAUCAAAAGAGACCUCUCAGUUUCCCGAAUUUUACCACCCACUCACAACUAUCUAAGACAAUAAUAAAGGAAACUGUUUCCAUUGAAGAGCAAUAUCUCCCUCCAAAAAAUCACAUGUCACAAAGUAUGCUGCAUUCAUCUGAUGAGAAAAGGAAGAGCUCCACUGCCCCAACGUCUCAGACGGUGAAAACACUAGUGAGUGCUCCAGCAGCUCCAACUUCAGGUUCACUUUCACGAAAUGUACACUCAGUUACAUUUCGCUCUGUGGUUGCAAGACAGAGUGCUUAUGUCUCAUGUCAUCCAUCUGCCUCGCAUCUGCCAGCAGUAUCUCCUACAACCUCAUCUGUUAUCGAAACUCCAUUUUUAGAGAAAUCGGACCCUCCCCCUGACACAAAACAGCUUGAGUUUAUAUCUAAUAGUAACAUGUUUGGUCCUGUCAAAAAAUUCAAGUCUGUUAUUCAAAAGCCAGUUCAGAAGGACGAGUCAAUACACAGUUCUCUAAUGGAAGCCAUCCAGUCAGGAAAACAACAAGAAAAUCUUAGAAAGGUUUCUGAUACACUGAUAAAUGCUAACCUGAAAAAGCCUUCGUUCAUUGAGACAGAGAAUGGACAUUCGGCACUCCUGGCAUCAAUUCGAGCCCACACUGGAGUUUUAAAACUGAAUAAGACGUCUGGUGUAACAUCCGAAGAGCUGGUCAAGACAAGAGCUGCAGAGUCUUCAACGCUGCCCAGAGAGUUUUCUGAGACUCACAAACCAGAAAACUCGCCUUCAACUCUUCUACCACCACCACCACCUCCUCCUCAGGCGAUUCCAAAAACUCAAAAGGUUACUACAAAACCUAAUGCCAAUCCAGAGCAGGCGAGAUCUGCCUUACUGGAUGCUAUUCGUUCGGGCACUGGUGCAGCACGCUUAAGAAAGGUGCCUGUGCCUUCAAAAACAGUGCAAGUCAAUGGAAGUGUGGGCUCUAUACAAGCAUUAUCCUGAACUGCAGGACCCUAUGUUUCAAUCAGAACAUGAUUAAAGGACCAAAUGAAGAAAUUAUACAUUCACCGUGAAUAAUAUUUUUCAGUUAUUGCACAUUUCAGCAUAAGAACUGUGCAGGCAAUUCUAAUUAUUUGUCAUAGACAGUGGUAGUUUCAUUAAUCAAUAAAAAUGUAAGUAUCUGGGUUGCAAAGCAAAUUUGCAGAAUAGAUUUUGAUAUUGUAACUCAUUAGUAAGAUUAAAAUCAUUUUCAAUACCUUGUUAAUAAUUGCAACCUUUAUUGACAAGUCCUUAUAAAUAGCAGGGACAGUUAUAUGACUCAUACUUAAUGUUCUGCGGUUGUUGUGCUUUCAACAGGUAUCAAGUUUUUUUCUUAAAUAAUUUCAAAGCAAAAGCUCUUGAAUUAAUGUUAAAUAGUACUUAUGAACCAUAGGUUCUGCCAAUAUCUGUUUUCUUUGUGGUUGAAAAUAUAGCCUUGCCAUUGAAUUGAAAUAGUGUUUGGCAUGUAAAAUAGUUCAUCAUUUAAAAAGAAAGCCUUACAUUGCCAGUAUUUGCAAACUAUUUCAUGUAGACAAUCUAUACCAUACAUGGUAAUUUAUUAUUUACAUUUGGUGAUGUGACACUAUCUAAUUAUCUAGAAUAGCCAUAAAAGUUGUUCCUUUGAUAAAAUGAGGAUGAAAACUGAGGUCAUGUGAAUUUUUAUUGAUGAAUAUUUUUCUAUAUAUUAUUUAUGAUUGUUAGAUGAUCAUGAUUAUCUGGUUGUAUCAUUUGAGGAAAUAGAUGUGAUUUAAUAGUUUUUGAAUAAGAGAGAAGUAUUCCUAAAUGUUGUACAAUUGUUGUAUAACUAAAUGAAUCUUGUGCCAUAGGUUAAAAACUGACAUGAAGUUUUACAUACCUCACUCUUAAAUCAAAAA
Callorhinchus milii (elephant shark) is the source of this 5197-nucleotide messenger RNA. It is a transcript of the gene cobl, whose product is annotated as cordon-bleu WH2 repeat protein. Gene Ontology annotation, cellular component: plasma membrane; perinuclear region of cytoplasm; axonal growth cone. Gene Ontology annotation, molecular function: actin monomer binding. The transcript is spliced from 15 exons. Lineage: Eukaryota; Metazoa; Chordata; Chondrichthyes; Chimaeriformes; Callorhinchidae. Gene Ontology annotation, biological process: actin filament polymerization; actin filament network formation. The record is from RefSeq and is a predicted model, not a curated record. Bases 39 to 4286 code for a protein of 1415 amino acids.